Messenger RNA from Aaosphaeria arxii CBS 175.79, 2043 nucleotides. RefSeq lists its product as uncharacterized. The transcript has 2 exons. The record is from RefSeq and is a predicted model, not a curated record. Lineage: Eukaryota; Fungi; Ascomycota; Dothideomycetes; Pleosporales. Bases 485 to 1834 code for a protein of 449 amino acids.
GCCUUGCUCUGCCCUGCUCUGCUCUGCCCUGCCUGUCCUGUCUUGUCUCGUCCUGCCCUGGCCUGUCAUACUCAUGCCUCCCUCCCUGUUGCGGGCGAGACCAUUAAUACCCUCCCCCCAAUGCCACCCCCGAAUCCGUCUUAUGCAGCAUCUUGCGCCCUCGCCGCGCCAAUCCAGUUCAUCAUUAAAUGCCACACGGGGCACCAGACACUUUGUGCACCGUAAAUCGGAUUUUCAACGCCUUAUUGUAUUGCUAUUUGAUCCCCGCCCCGUCCUUUGCGCGAGGUCACCCCAGCAUCCUCUAUCCUUCCUCCGCCUCGCGUACACUGCCUCACCGCACCUCGGCCUGUCUAUCGGUGCCUCCCUCCGUACUUAUACAAGCUCUUCCCAGCAUACCCUCUAAUAUUCUGGGUGCCUAUCGUACCACACUCCAUAUAUCUUGUAAUUACCUUCGAUUAUUUGGUUUUGCAGCGUUGCAGUCAUCAUGGCGCGCAAUGUGCACUGGCCUCACGAGUCCAGCAAUUCUAACUCCACAACAACAACAUCCGCAUCAACAUCCGAUCGAUCGGACGAGACCACCGCAACAGAGUACAGUCAACGUCCAUCUCUUCCUCAGCAUGGAACAUGUCACGGCCGCGUCGAAGGCAACGGACAGAAAUAUUUUGCGUACGACGAGAAGAACUCGGCACGGGUCUCUGUCGAUACGUACGCCUCAACGUCCGAAGAGGAGCUUGAUGACGACUAUGACGAAGUCCCCGAAUACCAUGUUCCACAAUAUCAUCACGAACCACUACCAAUAGAUGCGAUUCCCACAACGCCCCGCGAUUUCGCGGAUCUUUUCCCCACAUCAAAGCGCAUAUCUAUCCGUCAUGAUGACUCUACCAUUGAUGGAAACAUGAAUCUCCGCGUGGACACCCAGGUUGAGGAACGACAUCACAGAAAACAGAACUACACUCUGUUCCAUCUCCGCAUGCACGACCUGCGAACACGCGAAUUCUCCCUGCGCAGGUAUUGCCGCGAUUCUGGUCGCGAGGUAUGUCAUUCGAUCCGUAAAUACCACAAGCCACCGCCCGAGCGCCCCGCUCUACAACGUGCCAGCACAGCCCUCGCAAACCUCAUGCACAAGCCCGAUUCGCGUCCCUCCACUGCAGCCGGCCUCAAACGCUCUGACUCCGGAUAUGAAUCAAUACGCGGUGGCGGUGCCUUCGACUUCGAGGAUGAUGCAGAUGACUCACGUCCAAAGACGACUGGAUAUGCCAAGGGCCGCGCAUUGAUGCCUACCAACACCAUCAAAUUAGAAUUCUCAAACUAUGCCCACAUGGACAUCAAACGCAGGGGUGCGGCAUCCAAUAAGCGCUACGGGUUCGAGCAUUGGGGUUAUGAAUAUUCGUGGAAACGCCUCGUCCAGAGGGAAGACGGCCAGGAAACCAUCCAUUACUAUUUGGUCCGAUCAGAUAACGACAAGCACGCUCUCGCCCACAUCAGCCCCAUCCAAUUGACACAGGACCAGCUCCGCGAGGAACGAGCCAGAAGUGGAUGGAUUCCCCCCUGCUACAUGCGGAUCACGGACGAAAAGAUAUUGAGUUCGACGACUGAUAUCUCGGACGUUGUCAUUGCAACUGGUCUCAUCGCACUUGUGGAUGAUUGCAUCAAGCGCAAGUUCCACUCGAAGCAGACAACUCAAAUUCACAUACCCCUCACUCGGAACUCCUCAUUCAAAAUGGACUAUGUUGGCCCUAAGCGUCUCAUUGAUGAGGUGUUCCAUCGUACCAACCGCCAUGGCGGUCUCGCCAAACAACCACCUACAUUACGUCGCACUGCUACGGAAUCCUAACCUUUGGUAACAUAACAGACCCGCCACUUGGCAUAUUAACACCGCGAACUCGGUGUCUGCUGAAACGGCAGACCGCAUUUCAAUUUCAAUUCUAGUACAUAUCUUUUGGGUUUGCUUUCACAAGCGUUAACGGCCCCCCAUCGAGAAUGGUAUUCCCACGAAUACAUUUAUACUCGAUUGUGUUUUUUUUCUUCUCCUUUCUUGUUCAG